GGUAUUAAAUUUGUUGGGUGGGGUUGAGAUUUUAAAUGAGGGUUUAGGUUCUCGUGUGUGAUGGAUUGGUGUGAGACUCUUUAAACACCGACUGCCCCAGGCAAUGAAUGAAGAAAAGCCAUUUGCCUGCAGUUCGUAAUUGCAUUAUUUACUCCAAAUUUCCCCUUCCUGCAUACUUCUUGGGAUUUUUCCAGCAAUUAAUUCUUUUCCUGCCCUCAAUUUACACUAUCUUCCACCCAAUAACUUCAAUUCAAUUCCAUCUCUCUCUCUCUCUCUACGCUAUUCUCUCCACCUCUCUCCCACAAUUUAAUUAAGCUUUAAUUCACCUCCCCUCAUUUUCCUUGUAUAAAAUGGCCUCCAAUGUUCAGAUCAUCCCCACAAAACACAUCAUAUUGGUGUUGCCGGAUCUUGAUACUAUUCUUCCAGCUUUUCCAUUCUCUUUCUGAGGUCCAUCCCCACAUCACCAGCAGGUGACGCGGCGCAAACCAUGAGUCGCAGAAACGGAAGCGGUCCAAAGCUUGACUUGAAGCUGAACCUAUCACCACCGAGAGCUGACCGGAGACUGGAGUCUCCCAGCAGAUCGGCCACGGCGUCUCCAUCGUCCCCGCCGAGUUCCUGCUUGUCGUCGGAGCUCAACCAAGAAGAGAACGGUCAGAGAUACUCGAACAGCCCCGAAGCGACGUCGAUGGUGUUGGUGGGAUGCCCUCGCUGUCUCAUGUACGUGAUGCUGUGCGAGGACGAUCCCAAGUGCCCCAAGUGCAAGAGCACCGUUUUGCUGGAUUUCCUCCAUGACACCAACAACCCCACCGGAAGGAGGAACUAGAAUAGCAUUCCCCUGUUUCCCUUUAUGCAAUUUCUCGUAUGCUGCUAGGACAUAUUAGCUUUUUAAUCCUAGGAAUCUCUCUGUUAAAGUUUCCUUUUCUCUUUUGCUCUUCUAUAAUAUUUUUCCCUUCCGAGAGUAGUGCUAUGUGCGCUCCACUUUUGCCAUAUCUUUCCACUAUUUCAAGUGGGGUCAAAACAGGGGAUUCAAAGAGGGUGAGAGAAAGUGGAGCGUGAAUAGCACUGUUCUUUCUAAUCAUAUAUACAGAAACAAACAAGUUAGGGGGGUUUCUCAGAAUGCUAAUUGCGGAUAUCUAUGUGUAUGUGACUAUCUAUCUUCUGGGUUCAGGUUUUUCUGCUUCGCUGGCUGCAACAAUGUAAUUACGGCUACAAUGAAUGUGUUUCCCUUGAA
Messenger RNA from Prosopis cineraria, 1231 nucleotides. RefSeq names its product protein GL2-INTERACTING REPRESSOR 1-like. The transcript is spliced from 2 exons. Lineage: Eukaryota; Viridiplantae; Streptophyta; Magnoliopsida; Fabales; Fabaceae. The coding region runs from base 488 to 823 and encodes 111 amino acids. The record is from RefSeq and is a predicted model, not a curated record.